AUGGAAAUUGCAAGUCGAGAAGAUCAUGACAUGCCUAGCCCAAUAAACACUACUUAUGUUAACGGUGGUGGACAUGCACACAUGAAUCAUCAUCAUUAUCAUCCUGCCAUUUCUGCUCCUUCACACCCACUCACAGUCCCCUCAAAUGGUAAUGGUCUUGGCAAAAAUCAUGACCAUCCUCCUCCUCCUCAUCAUCAUCAUCAUGUGGGUUACAACAUCAUGAUCAGCAACAUCAACAACAAGAAGGAGAAGCCUGUGGUGGUCAAAUACAAGGAAUGCCUUAAGAAUCAUGCAGCUUCCAUUGGAGGCAAUGCUGUUGAUGGUUGUGGAGAGUUUAUGCCAACUGGUGAAGAGGGCUCCAUUGAUGCACUCACUUGCUCAGUUUGUAACUGCCAUAGAAACUUCCACAGAAGAGAAAUUGAAGGCGAAGAAAAAACCUUCUUUCCCACUUACAAUCAUCACCAACCGCCUCCGCUGCAGAGGAAACUCAUGUUCCACCACCACCACAAGAUGGUCAAAUCACCAUUACCACAACAAAUGAUAAUGCCAAUCGGCGUUGCAACCGCAGCUGGAUCCAACUCGGAAUCAGAAGAUCUCAUGGAGGAAGACGGUGGAGGAGGCUUAACAUUCCGGCAGCCUCCACCACCACCACCUCCAUAUGGUGUACAUAAUCAGAAGAAGAGGUUUAGGACAAAAUUUACUCAAGAACAGAAGGAGAAGAUGCUGAGUUUUGCGGAGAGAGUUGGUUGGAAGAUGCAGAGACAAGAGGAAUCUGUUGUUCAGCAGUUUUGUCAAGAGCUUGGAGUUAGGAGAAGAGUUCUCAAAGUUUGGAUGCAUAACAACAAACACAAUCUAUCCAAGAAGAGCAACAACGUUAAUGACAAUGUCGAGCUUUCUGCUGGUAAUAACGACAUCAAAUCCACUACUGAAAAACUUGCUUCUAGUCCUUAA
This is a messenger RNA of Microthlaspi erraticum, 951 nucleotides long. The record is from the annotation of a GenBank genome assembly. Lineage: Eukaryota; Viridiplantae; Streptophyta; Magnoliopsida; Brassicales; Brassicaceae.